GCGGAGCCUCGCGGGGUGGAAACACACGCAAGAGCCUGGAGGAAGACGGCUCUGCCAGAGUCAUCCAGAACAUCCAGCCGCCUCCCCAGCCAAUCAGAAACAUGAGUGUGAGCCGGACCAUGGAGGACAGCUGUGAGCUGGACUUGGUGUACGUCACGGAGCGGAUCAUUGCCGUCUCCUUCCCCAGCACGGCCAACGAGGAGAACUUCCGGAGCAACCUUCGCGAAGUGGCACAGAUGCUGAAGUCCAAACAUGGAGGCAACUAUCUGCUGUUCAACCUCUCUGAGCGGAGACCUGACAUCACGAAGCUCCACACCAAGGUACUGGAGUUUGGCUGGCCAGACCUACACACCCCCGCCCUGGAGAAGAUCUGCAGUGUCUGCAAGGCCAUGGACACAUGGCUCAACGCAGACCCCCACAAUGUUGUUGUUCUGCACAACAAGGGAAACAGAGGCAGGAUAGGAGUGGUCAUCGCGGCUUACAUGCACUACAGCAACAUUUCCGCCAGUGCAGACCAGGCCCUGGACCGGUUUGCAAUGAAGAGAUUCUACGAGGAUAAGAUUGUGCCCAUUGGCCAGCCAUCUCAGAGAAGGUACGUGCAUUACUUCAGCGGCCUGCUCUCCGGCUCCAUCAAAAUGAACAACAAGCCCUUGUUUCUGCACCACGUGAUUAUGCACGGCAUCCCCAAUUUUGAGUCUAAAGGAGGGUGUCGGCCAUUUCUCCGCAUCUACCAGGCCAUGCAACCUGUUUACACAUCUGGCAUCUACAACAUCCCAGGAGACAGUCAGACCAGUGUCUGCAUCACCAUCGAGCCAGGACUGCUCUUGAAGGGAGAUAUCUUGCUGAAGUGCUACCACAAGAAGUUCCGGAGCCCAGCCCGAGACGUCAUCUUCCGUGUGCAGUUCCACACCUGUGCAAUCCAUGACCUGGGGGUUGUCUUUGGAAAGGAGGACCUUGAUGAUGCCUUCAAAGAUGAUCGAUUCCCAGAAUAUGGCAAGGUGGAGUUUGUAUUUUCUUAUGGACCAGAGAAAAUUCAAGGCAUGGAGCACCUGGAAAAUGGCCCAAGCGUGUCUGUGGACUACAACACCUCUGACCCCCUCAUCCGCUGGGAUUCCUACGACAACUUCAGUGGGCAUCGAGAUGAUGGCAUGGAGGAGGUGGUAGGACACACGCAGGGGCCAUUGGAUGGGAGCCUGUAUGCCAAGGUGAAGAAGAAGGACUCCCUGCAUGGCAGCACCGGGGCCGUCAAUGCCACACGCCCUGCCUUGUCGGCCACCCCCAACCACGUGGAGCACACACUGUCCGUGAGCAGUGACUCGGGCAACUCCACAGCCUCCACCAAGACAGACAAGACUGAUGAGCCUGUGCCUGGAGCCUCCGGUGCUCCUGUUGCCCUGAGUCCUGACGAGAAGAGGGAGCUGGAGCGUCUUCUGAGUGGCUUUGGCUUAGAGCGAGAGAAGCCAGGUGCCAUGUACCACACCCAGCACCUCAGGUCCCGCCCAGCAGGGGGUCCUGCUGCUCCUUCCUCUGGCCGCCAUGUUGUCCCAGCCCAGGUUCAUGUCAACGGUGGGGCCUUGGCUUCUGAGCGAGAGACGGACAUCUUGGACGAUGAGCUGCCCAACCAGGAUGGGCACAGUGUGGGCAGUAUGGGUACACUGUCUUCUCUGGAUGGGGUCACCAAUACCAGUGAAGGAGGCUACCCAGAAGCCAUGUCCCCACUGACCAACGGCCUGGACAAGCCCUACCCAGCAGAGCCUAUGGUCAAUGGCGGGGGCUACUAUGAGUCUGCCAGCCGGGCAGUGCCUGCUCACACCGGCCACACAGCUCCCGUGCACCCCUCCUACUCCGCACAGGAGGGUUUAGCUGGCUACCAGCGGGAGGGCACCCACGCAGCCUGGCCACAGCCAGUGACCACCGCGCACUAUGGCCAUGACCCCAGCGGCAUGUUCCGCUCUCAGUCCUUUCCAGAAACCGAGCCCCAGCUGCCCCCUGCUCCAGCCCGUGGGGGAAGCAGCAGGGAGGCUGUGCAGAGGGGGCUGAAUUCGUGGCAGCAGCAGCAGCAGCAGCAGCAACAACAACAACAGCCUCGCCCACCUCCUCGCCAGCAGGAAAGAGUCCACUUGGAGAGCCUUGUGCCCAGCAGGCCCAGCCCCCUGCCAGCAGCAGAGACCCCUAUUGCAGGUCUCCCUGAGUUCCCAAGGGCAGCCUCUCAGCAGGAGAUAGAACAGUCCAUUGAAACACUCAACAUGCUGAUGCUGGAUCUGGAACCAGCCUCUGCUGCCCCUCUGCACAAAUCCCAGAGUGUCCCAGGGGCCUGGCCAGGGGCUUCCCCACUUUCCUCCCAGCCCCCCUCCAGCUUCUCCCGCCAAUCCCAUCCACUGACCCAGUCCAGAUCUGGCUAUAUCCCCAGUGGGCAUUCCUUGGGAACCCAUGAGCCAGUCCCACGGGCCGCCCUGGAGUCUGUCCCUCCUGGAAGGUCUUACUCACCUUAUGAUUAUCAACUGUGUCCAGCUGGACCCAACCAGGGUUUCCGUCCAAAGAGCCCAGCCUCCUCCUCCUCCUCUGCCUUCCAUCCAACCACUCAUAGCCCUCCAGGGCCUCAGCAGCCCCCAGCCUCUCUCCCUGGCAUCACUGCUCAACCUCAGCUCCCACCAAAGGAAGCGAGUUCAGAUCCUUCCCGAACUCCGGAGGAGGAGCCAUUGAACCUGGAAGGGCUGGUGGCCCACAGGGUAGCAGGGGUACAGGCUAGGGAGAAGCAGCCUGCAGAGCCCCCAGCCCCUCUCCGGAGGCGGGCAGCCAGCGAUGGACAGUAUGAGAACCAGUCCCCAGAGGCCACAUCUCCUCGUAGUCCUGGGGUUCGCUCUCCUGUCCAGUGUGUCUCCCCUGAACUGGCACUUACCAUCGCUCUCAAUCCUGGAGGGCGGCCCAAAGAGCCCCAUCUGCACAGCUACAAGGAGGCCUUCGAGGAAAUGGAGGGGACCUCCCCGACCAGCCCACCACCCAGUGGGGUGCGCUCCCCUCCAGGUCUGGCCAAGACACCUCUGUCUGCCCUGGGCCUGAAACCCCACAACCCCGCGGAUAUCCUGUUGCACCCCACAGGCGUCCCCAGAAGACUGAUCCAGCCAGAGGAAGAUGAGGGAAAGGUUGUGCCCCAGGUCUCUGAAGAGCCCCGGAGCUAUGUGGAGUCUGUGGCGCGGACAGCAGUGGCUGGACCCCGAGCUCAGGACCCUGGGCCCCACAGCUUCAGCGCCCCAGCUACCCAGGCCUACGGGCAUGAGACACCCCUGAGGAAUGGGACCCUGGGCAGCUCCUUUGUCUCCCCGAGUCCCCUCUCCACCAGCAGUCCCAUCCUCAGUGCUGACAGCACUUCCAUGGGGAGUUUCCCAUCAGGAGAGAGCAGCGACCAGGGCCCCAGGACACCCACCCAGCCUCUGCUGGAUUCUGGUUUCCGCUCCGGCAGCCUGGGGCAGCCCAGCCCUUCAGCCCAGAGAAGCUACCAGAGCUCUUCUCCUCUCCCAACUGUGGGCAGUAACUACAGCAGCCCCGACUACUCCCUCCAGCAGCUCAACUCCUCUCCGGAAAGCCAGGCCCGGCCUCAGUUCAGUGCAGCUGGUGUCCACACCAUGCCUGGGAGCCCUCAGGCACGCCACAGGACAGUGGGCACCAACACUCCCCCUAGUCCUGGCUUUGGCCGGCGGGCCAUCAACCCUGGCAUGGCUGCCCCUGGCAGCCCCAGUUUGAGCCACCGCCAGAUGAUGGGUUCACCAGGCACUGGUUUCCAUGGUAAUAUGGUCUCCAGCCCCCAGAGCAGUGCUGUGACCACUCCAGGGAGCCCCAGCCUGGGCCGGCACCCAGCAGGGACCCACCAGGUGUCAGGUCCCCACAGCACUGUAGCUACCACUCCAGGGAGCCCCAGCUUAGGCCGGCACCCUGGGGCCCACCAAGGCAAUCUGGCCUCUGGUCUCCAUGGCAAUGCCAUAGCCAGCCCUGGAAGUCCCAGCCUAGGCCGUCACCUGGGAGGGUCUGGAUCUGUGGUUCCCGGCAGCCCCAGCUUGGACCGGCAUGUGGCCUAUGGCGGCUACUCCACCCCCGAGGACCGGAGACCCACAUUAUCUCGGCAGAGCAGUGCCUCUGGCUACCAGGCUCCUUCCACGCCCUCCUUCCCUGUCUCCCCUGCCUACUACCCCGGCCUGAGCAGCCCUGCCACCUCCCCCUCACCGGAUUCAGCAGCCUUCCGGCAAGGGAGUCCAACACCGGCCUUGCCAGAGAAGCGGAGGAUGUCUGUGGGAGACCGAGCAGGCAGCCUCCCCAACUACGCCACCGUCAAUGGGAAGGUGUCCUCCUCACCUGUCGCCAGCGGCAUGUCCAGUCCCAGCGGGGGCAGCACUGUCUCUUUCUCUCACACCCUGCCUGACUUCUCCAAGUACUCCAUGCCAGACAAUAGCCCGGAGACACGGGCUAAAGUGAAGUUUGUCCAGGAUACUUCCAAGUAUUGGUACAAGCCUGAGAUCUCCAGGGAGCAGGCCAUUGCACUCUUGAAGGAUCAGGAGCCAGGGGCCUUCAUUAUCCGUGACAGUCACUCCUUCCGAGGGGCCUAUGGGCUGGCUAUGAAGGUGUCUUCUCCUCCUCCAACUAUCAUGCAGCAGAAUAAAAAAGGAGACAUGACCCAUGAGCUGGUUAGGCAUUUCCUCAUAGAGACUGGCCCCAGAGGAGUCAAGCUCAAGGGGUGCCCCAAUGAGCCAAACUUUGGAUCUCUGUCUGCCCUGGUCUACCAGCACUCCAUCAUCCCAUUGGCUCUGCCUUGCAAGCUGGUCAUUCCAAACCGAGAUCCCACAGAUGAUUCAAAAGAUAGCUCAGGUCCUGCCAACUCAACCACCGACCUGCUGAAGCAAGGGGCUGCCUGCAACGUGCUCUUUGUGAACUCUGUGGACAUGGAGUCACUCACUGGGCCACAGGCCAUCUCCAAAGCCACAUCUGAGACAUUGGCUGCUGACCCCACGCCAGCUGCCACCAUCGUUCACUUCAAGGUCUCUGCCCAGGGAAUUACACUGACCGACAACCAGAGAAAGCUCUUCUUCAGACGACACUAUCCCCUCAACACUGUCACCUUCUGUGACCUGGACCCACAGGAAAGAAAGUGGAUGAAAACAGAGGGAGGUGUCCCUGCUAAGCUCUUCGGCUUCGUGGCCCGGAAGCAGGGCAGCACCACAGACAACGCCUGUCACCUCUUCGCUGAGCUUGACCCCAACCAGCCUGCCUCAGCCAUUGUCAACUUUGUCUCCAAGGUCAUGCUGAGUGCUGGCCAGAAGAGAUGAGCCCUCAUCCCUUGUCCAGGGCCAGGGCCAUGGGGAUGGAUCCUGUGGGGAGGGGACACGUGAAUCCUGACCACCCUUGAAUCCAGAAGGAGGACUUUGGGCCAAUUUUGGAGAAGGAGAGAAGAAAGUGCAACGUGGAGAGAGGGAAGUGAAUUGCAGAGGGGAUGGGGGCAGAGAGAACGAGAAAGAAAAAGAUGGAGGAGAAGAACUCGGAUUCCCCUGGGUAGAUGGAAACUGCAAAAACCCAAAGCCUCCCAAACUAACCAGGUCCACCUAAUUACCCAUCACCCCUCCCAGAGGAAGGAGCUCCUCAGAGGAGACCAAAUAAGCCUCCUUGGGAUCCAUAUUUUUUGGGGAAAUGGAAAAGCUCUGUCUCCCUAACCCCAUUGCUUUGCAAGGAGAAGUCAAACGGAGAGAAUCUUUUCUGGCCACCUGAGGAGUAGGUUGCUGGACCACAUGGAGCCAGUGUGUGACAUCGAGUGGCAGCACUUUGUAAUUUCAAAGUGUUUCAGACCCAAGACACCUAAGGCCUUUUGGCUGUGCCUCCUAUGUGUUGUGUGGGUGUGUGUCUGUCCACACUCACUCCCUCCACGUGGGUUUAUAUCUGUCACCUGGAAUGAACAGCUGCACUUCCUGUGUCCCGCGUGCACACACGCACAAGCACACUGAACACAGAAGGUUGAGGUUGGGCUGACAGGGCAACAAGGAGGACAGAAACUCUCUGCUCCAGGAGCACCCAAAGUAGUGGGUAACAAGGCUCUCUUUCCUGGCUUUUGCACCUGUGUUCUGGUGGCCCUGGUGCUACCAGCCCCUUCCCUUCUACAAAGACCCCAGUGGGAGUGUGGGUGGCCAUCCUGCAACAUUCCCGUGUGUGCCUCAGCUGGGAGGCUGGAGCCUGGGUUUGAGGAUGUGGAGAUGUGCGUGUCCACAUCCUGGGGAGGAGCCCCUUCAGGAAGGGUGGCCGUGUGCUCUGGGUGUCGUCACCAAGGUGUGUAGCUCUUGCAGCAAGGAAGGCGAGUUCCUCUACCAGUGCCCUGGCCUUGCUUCAGCUCCCACCUCUCAGCCCUAUUCGUGGUUCUGUGCCUCCAAACCAGCCUUAUCUCAGACUUGUUUAUCUGCAUGAUGCCUUUUUGGAGUGCAGGGAUCGAGUGUUACUGCUCUGCCCUGCCUCAUUCUGUCCUGCAGGGUCCCCACAUCAGGGCUUAUCCCAGGGAACCUGCUUCCAAAAGCCCUGCCCAGCGAGGCCCAGGACAGAAGCCUGUGGUCCUUGUCUUCCCCUCUGUAAGUGUCUUGGGGUCUGACUUUGCAGAUACCCCUAGGGCAAAGCUGCCACCCAUGCAACUCCUGGCCUACCUACAAUGCCAAAGCCUCGCCGUUGUCCCUUCUGUCUUGAUUUCCCUGGCAGAACCACACUGCCCAAUGGAGCAGAGGGCAGGAGGCAUACAGUUAGGCCAAAGAGCCUAGAGUCCACUUGGGCAGUUGGGAAAACCCUGACCACCACCCAAGGACUCUAUGCUGGAAUGGAAAAUUCACCAGGACUCCAUUCUUAAGUCUAUGGGGGUUCCCUAGAAAGAGGCAUUGUACUGAUUUAUAAAUAUAUAUAAUAUAUAUGUGAGACAUACUGACGAAAUCUGUAAGCUAAUAAAAUAUAUUAAAAAAAAAAAGGUUAAAAAAACAGAAUAGGUAAAUUGACAAGAAGUAUUUAUUGUUUUCCCAUAUUGCUUUAUUGCCUCCCUGAGUAUAAACCAAUUCUCAACCCUUUUUAUAUGUGUAACUAAAGCCUAAAAUGUUGGGGCCUUUAUUCUUGGAGCAACCAGGAGUCUCUUGGCCCUGGCCUUGGCCUUUUCUAGACUGUCUGGGGGUGCAGAUGUCUCACCUUUGUGGCCUCCUUAUUUUCUGGCAAUCCAGGGCCCAAAAGUCAGUUCCUAGAGUGUGUGGGAGCUGCCCUGUGUCACGGGCCCAAGUGAGUGUGCAAGCUUGUGGAGUUGUAGGUGUGUGUGGUGGGUGUGGGCGUGUGGGCAUUGUUUGUACUUUUUCUCCUCCAGGGAGCUGGAUCUGUGUGGACGUCUAUUUCAGGGAGUUAGAAAGGAGUGUCUGAAGAAGAUGGGGAUUACUCCAUGGGUACCUUGCUUCCCAAAGUGUGACUGAGGUCCGUCCAAAGUGUUCUUCCUUCUGAGAUAUCUAUCCAGCCAGAGUCCUCAAUCUCCCUGCCUCCCCAUUCGCUCGUGAACCCCAAUUCUCUUCGAAUACCAGAGGAGACGUUUCCCUCUCCCCUUCCUUUGUAAAUACCACCCUCUCCUGCCAGGUAGCCCAGGAGUCCCACCUGGUUGGGAUGUUCUCUCCACACUCAUCAGACACUUUGGGGCUGAGUCUGAGGUCAGACUUUACACUUGCUUUCCCACCACCCACCGCCCACCAGCAGCCACUCCCUAGGCAUGGCUAGCACCUCCCCUCCAGGUGCAAGGGCCCAGUGGGAAGGACCCAGGUCAGUGCUGGAAAGCUGAGCACCCACUCCCAGCUCCCUGGGGAGCGAGACAUUGCCGGGAGCUUGAUCUUUCCAGCAGAAUGAUGGGGAGGGGUGGCCCAGGCUCCACGGUGGCCUCAUCCUUGGGGUUGACGCCACGGUGCUCCCAGGGCUCACGGGAGGCCUGUGCGCACACACACGCGUACACACACAGCACAGCACUGCAGUCUGUUCUUGCCAAAGAUUUCCUUUAAAAGAAAGCACUUUUACUAAUUAUGUUAUAAAUGUUUAUCCUCUCUUUCCUCCCCUUCUCUCAACCUGAUUUACUGUUGUUUUUGUUGAAUCUGUUUGUCAGGCAGGAGAGUGUGGUCUGGUCUUAAACAUGGGCUGAGGCAGAAAGAGGUCUGAAAGGAAGGCAAGCAAGAGCAGGAGAGAAGGCCACUCUAUGGUGUGACGAGACAGCCCCCAGGCAGGCUCGGGCCCAGCCCCAGGCCGCUGUAGCUGUCCAGCUGUCUCUCUGAGGCAGGCCCAGGGCCCAGUGGCAUGUGUGCUAUCUGCAGGCAAGAGAGCAGGAAAGGACAUCUCUGAUUCACUGGACAGAGGCCCAGUGAGGUCCACAUGCCCUUCCUGGGGGAACAGGAGGGAAAAAGUGAGCAUCGGCACAAUGGAGAGGUGACACCAGAGAAAAGGCAGUGAGGAGGAGAGCUGUCAACCAGGGAUUGAUAACCUCUGUGGGGGACCCCUACCCAGCUAUCACAGUGUCCUGGCUACCUUGUCUAGCAAGGCGUGUGAGGGACAAGAGAGGUGUGUCUAAGGUCUUGAUUCAGGAAAGGCCCUUUGACACAUAUUGUCUGAGCCUCUCCCACAGCGACCGAAAGCAUAUGGAUGUCGACUGCCAGGAUUCCUUCUCCCCUAGUUCCUGGUGAGUCCCUGGGUGUGCCAAAGCAUGGCUAGAGGGCCCGUGGCCAUGUGAAAGUAGUGGGGAGCAGCUGCUGGACCAGCACAGUCCCUCAUCAAGGGGCUCCUGGGAGGGCGGACAGGAGGCCGGUGAGUGUGAACAUCAUCUGUGCUCUAACUGCUGUCCGCCACCCCUCCCUUCUGGGUCUUCUUCCCCUUCCUUGGUUUGUCUCAGUUUCAGGGCCUAGGGAGAUUAAGGGGGUCAAAAUUCCACCCAAGGGAGGCAACCCAUGCCUACCUCUACCCUUGGGACCCUUGAGGAGGUUGAGCAGACUCCUGGAGCCCCCUCUUCACUGAUGUCCAGGCCCUGAGAUCUAGAUUCAUUGCCCGUGUAACAUGGUGUGUGUGUGUGUGUGUGUGUGUGUGUGUGUAAGUGUAUGUCCAUGUAUGCUUAUCUUGCUCAUCUCUUUAGGGAACUUGGGGUGGAGGUUGGAUGGGCCAUAGCAUGUCAAGUUCAAUAUCACCCAGUAGGGAGAGGGAUCUAGAGGUGAGGCCUUUAGGGUUAACAACUGGUGGAGCCUCAGUGUGGAUAGUGGUGAGGACUGGGCCACCCGCUGGGGCUCGGGCAAACUUGUUUCUUUCUAGCUCCUCUGCCCUCAGUGUCCGACAUUGGAGGACUUCUGUUUACUUCCCACACCUGGGCUCCUCUGAGCAGCAAGAUUGUCCGAGAAAGAUGCCCUGAGUUUGUUCCCUAAUCAGUGUUAAACAGUUUAAAACGCUCCUGUGUGUCCGUGUUUGGUGUGUCUGGGUGCGUGCACACGUGAGAGAGCGUGUUGGUUUGUGUAAGCUGUGUUUCCCCUUCUCUCUCCUUCCUUCUGACAUGUCAUUCAAAACAUGUAAGGAAUUCCUUCCCACCCCCACCCUUUCCGCCCCUACCCUUGGCCUCCCAGGCCCUCUGCAGGUAGAACAGCAUAACCCGGCAUCCUCCCAUCCCCCGGCUGUGUAUUUAUAUAGAUGGAAAUAUACUUUAUAUUUUGUAUCAUCGUGCCUGUAACCUCUGCCACCUUGUAUAAACCCAACUGUGCUCCUUGUCCGGGAUGUGAAUGUACUGUACACUGACGCUGCCCCACUCCUGUACAGCUACGUUGUUUCACUGCGAUCUAUUGUAUGGCUUUAUAAAGGAUAAAGUUCAAGAAAAA
This is a messenger RNA of Tupaia belangeri chinensis (Chinese tree shrew), 9875 nucleotides long. It is a transcript of the gene TNS1, whose product is annotated as tensin 1. The record is from RefSeq and is a predicted model, not a curated record. Gene Ontology annotation, molecular function: protein binding. Bases 102 to 5315 code for a protein of 1737 amino acids. Gene Ontology annotation, cellular component: focal adhesion. Gene Ontology annotation, biological process: fibroblast migration. Lineage: Eukaryota; Metazoa; Chordata; Mammalia; Scandentia; Tupaiidae. The transcript is spliced from 32 exons.